Molecule: messenger RNA, 775 nt
Organism: Raphanus sativus (radish)
Lineage: Eukaryota; Viridiplantae; Streptophyta; Magnoliopsida; Brassicales; Brassicaceae
Product: sigma factor binding protein 1, chloroplastic
Exons: 1
Coding region: 129-584 (151 amino acids)
Source: RefSeq, a predicted model, not a curated record
UUUGGUCUUUCCCAUUAAUUUCCACUCUCCUUCCAAAAAGCUAAAAUAAAGUGUUAUAUAUAUGAUGAUGAUGAUGCUUGAGUUUAAUUAAAAGGUAUAAACAUAAGAUACAAGCACAUUGAAACAACAUGAAGUCAUCAUCAUCGUCAUGGACGUUUCACACAACCACAAGCUUAGACCAGAGAAACCCAUCUCCAGUUUCAAGAAAAACACCAAAGCAAAUGAAGAAGACGGCUUCAAGGAACAAACCCAUCAAAGUGCGUUACAUAUCGAACCCCAUGAGAGUCAAAACUUGUGCCUCCAAGUUUAGAGAGCUCGUACAAGAACUCACCGGCCAAGACGCCGUCGAUCUUGAGCUGGAGCCCGAGUUUUCCCCUUCCGCUGUAUCCGACCACAGCCCUUCUCCGCCACCGCCGGAGAAUCUUGCGCCACGUGUUCUUCAUCAGGAGCCGUUCGAUGAUCUGGUGGCUGGAUACUAUGAGCCGUUGGAUGGGGAUGAGAAGUUUUUGUCCGGAGGUUUUUCUGGAUUUUUCUCGAAUGAGUUUUACAACGUGGAUGACUUUGGAAGAAUCGAUUCUCUAUGAAGAUCUUUCGGAGUAUUUAGGUGUUUCAAGUACAUAUCUACAGAAUCAUGUAAUGCCGUGCAUAUUGUUUAAAUUUAUAUAUGUACUAGAUCAUGACCCGCGCACCUGCGCGGGUUUAUCUUUUGAUUCACAUAUUUUAUAUACAUGUUGUAUAUUAUUUAAGAUUUAUAAUAUAAAAAAAGUUAGAAUGA